Messenger RNA from Linum trigynum, 679 nucleotides. Lineage: Eukaryota; Viridiplantae; Streptophyta; Magnoliopsida; Malpighiales; Linaceae. The record is from the annotation of a GenBank genome assembly.
CUCUAGUCGCCUCCCGCUGCUAAUGUCUUUCCCCUUCGCUUGAUACUCUCUGCCCUGCCAUUCCAUGUACGUCACUCGACGUCGACGACCGAGGACCUUCUCGACGUUGGCGGCGGUGACGAGGGACCCGACGAAGUUGUUGACGACCCGAGUUGGUGAUUCCAGUGAAGAAGAAAUCGCCGGUAGUCGAGUUGGAGUUCGGCUUGCAGGCGAAGCCAAUCAAUUUCGGCCCUGCGAAAAUGGGUAAUUUUAGGGAUUGCUUUGAUUCAAUCUCGUUGACUCCCGACAAAUCGACUGGAGCAAUCGAAGAGAUGGACGGAGCGACAGGCGAAUGGAUAGGUGUUGGGGAAUGGAUGGUGCAGACUGCAGAGCGAAUGGGUGUGGGGCAAUGCAUGGGUGCGGCGGAACUCAGGGAAGAAAUAUAAAAGGUUUCAAAUUGGAGAAGAAGGGCUCGAUGUCAACCCAUCCUCUGUAUGUGUUUCUCGAGGAAGGAGGCGGUAGGUUCAGCUCGAUCAAUGAAGGAAGGAAUAGCGGUGGGUACGGGGUUCGUCGGAGGAAGAUCGUCGCCUUCGUGGUCGCCUUCGCCUUCGUCGAUGGCAAUCAGGGCGGGUUCGAUGAAGACGAUAAGGAAUGAGGAAAGAGAGAACAAAAGGUGGGUGAGUAAAAAUGAGUGGCUCUG